Molecule: messenger RNA, 683 nt
Organism: Octopus sinensis (East Asian common octopus)
Lineage: Eukaryota; Metazoa; Mollusca; Cephalopoda; Octopoda; Octopodidae
Exons: 3
Source: RefSeq, a predicted model, not a curated record
CAUUAUUCCGUUUUCUUUCUUUCAGAUAUUUCCAAGUCACAGGAGAUGGAGAGAUCAAAAUAAUCGCUGACCCAAGCGAGUUAAAAAAGAGUUCCUACCAGUUGAUGAUAAUCGUUGACGACGGUGGCCAUCCGCCCCGUCGGACGCUGGUCAAUGUUACCGUCAAUUUCCCAGCCCUGGUUGUGGCCGAACCCGCCACUGGCAGUAGUCUCAGCAAAACCGACACCCUCCUCAUAGUAUUGGGUGUCUUCUUAACCCUCUUUGUCAUACUUGUCAUACUUUUGAGCGUUUACAUCGCAAGACGAUGUAAAGCAGCCCGUAAAGAUUCUUCGAGAACAACUCAUUGGUUUUUCAGAAAUCUAUACAGUACAGACAAUUUGGACAAAACGAAAUCCGACUUGGCCAAAGGUGACCCAAGAGGUAAAGGUUUCAAACAGCAGAAGAUCAGUCAUUCUCAAGCGAACACAAACAUGACAUUGGCUGAUGAACUCGAUACAGUCUCUGGUAGUAACGGCUGCGGUAGCAACAGUGUCCAGGAAAGUCCGUUCGUCGACAGUAGUGUCUAUGACGUUCAGCCCAAAGACGGUUACAAAAGAUUCAAAGGCGGUUCAAGCAUGGAGAGUUUGUACAGCGACAAUGGUGGAUCCAGUUUAGACAGGGACACGCCCAUACAUUCUACAAAC